AUGGCCUUGAGGAACCACAGCACCAUCCAGGAGUUCACGCUCCUUGGACUGUCUGCCAGCCCCCGAAUCCGGCCUCUGCUCUUUGUGCUCUUCCUGGGGAUCUACCUCCUGACCCUGCUGGCGAACCUGACGAUGCUGCUGGUGAUCAGGACUGACUCCCACCUCCACACGCCCAUGUACUUCUUCCUCAGUCACCUCUCAUUGGUCGAUAUCUGCUUCUCUUCCGUCACUGUGCCCAAGAUGCUAGAGAACCUACUGUCUCAAAGGAAAACGAUAUCUGUGGAGGCCUGCCUGACUCAAGUCUUCUUUGUUUUUGUCACAGCAGGGACCGAAGCCUGUCUGCUCUCCGUGAUGGCUUAUGACCGCUAUGCCGCCAUCUGCCACCCUCUGCUCUAUGGUCAGAUCAUGAGUAAACAGUUGUAUAUGCUGCUUGUUUGGGGGUCCUGGGGACUGGGCUUUCUGGAUGCACUCAUCAACAUCUUACUAGCUAUGAGCAUGGUCUUCUGUGAGGCCCAAAUCAUCCCCCACUACAGUUGUGAAAUGCCCUCGCUCCUCGCCCUGUCCUGCUCAGACAUUUCCAGAAACCUCAUUGCUUUGCUCUGUUCCACUCUCUUGCAUGGUUUGGGGACCUUUCUUUUGGUCUUCUUAUCCUAUGCCCGCAUUCUUGCCACCAUCCUAAAUAUCGGCUCUACGUCAGGCAGAAGCAAGGCCUUCUCCACCUGCUCCUCCCACCUCACGGCGGUGACACUUUAUUACGGCUCAGGUCUGCUCCGCCACCUUAUGCCAAAUUCGGGUUCCGCCAUGGAACUGAUCUUCUCUGUACAAUAUACUGUAGUCACGCCCAUGCUAAAUCCCCUCAUCUAUAGCCUGAAAAAUAAGGAGGUGAAGGCAGCUCUGAAAAGAACUUUAGAAAAAUAUUUUCAAUAUAUCAAGUACUAA
Molecule: messenger RNA, 939 nt
Organism: Erinaceus europaeus (western European hedgehog)
Lineage: Eukaryota; Metazoa; Chordata; Mammalia; Eulipotyphla; Erinaceidae
Product: olfactory receptor 8S1-like
Exons: 1
Coding region: 1-939 (312 amino acids)
Biological process (GO): G protein-coupled receptor signaling pathway
Cellular component (GO): membrane
Molecular function (GO): olfactory receptor activity; G protein-coupled receptor activity
Source: RefSeq, a predicted model, not a curated record